AUGAAUGUUCGCGUCAGCAUUUCGCACGGCGCGCCCCUCGCCCCGCGCCCCGCGCCGUCGUCUGGUCGUCGCGAUGGAGCUUCGCGUCCUCCCGCCGCAAUACGCGCGCGAGGCGCUCCAGACGCAGGCGAUCUUCGCGACGCUCGCCGCGAUCUACGCGCUGACGCUCUACCUCAACGUCGACGCGUGGCGGUCGCACGAUCAGUUCUUCGUGGAGCGCGACCCGUCGCUGUCAUGGGGACGUACAACGGCCUGAAAGCGUUCGUCGGGCGGCUGCGACCGAACUUCUUCGCGGCGUGCGAUUACAAGGGCUACGCGACCGCGAUGGCGACGGGCGACUACGCGUCGUACCUGGCGGCGACGACGGCGGGCGCGGACGAGGCGUCGCUGUCGUUCCCGUCCGGCCACGCCGCGCUGUCGUUCGUCGCGGCGACGUACACCGCGAUGGCGCUGUCGGAGGGGUUCGGCCGAGGGGUGUGUCGGAGGGGUGCGUCUGAAACGGCCGAGGGGAGGGGGUUACGGGGGUUAUUACCAAACGGCGUCAGCCCCGCGAGCGCGGCGAGUUGUCUGACGUUCGCGUUCGCCUCAUACGUCGCCGCGUCGAGGAUCACAGACUACAAGCAUCGACCCGCGGACGUGCUCGCGGGGGCGGCGAUAGGCGUCGCGUUCGGGGUGGCGUGCCGGCCGCGGGGGACGUCGCGGUGGUGGAGAAUGCGCGUGUUCGGGGGAGGAGGGGGAGACGGCGGACGCGAUGACGGAUUCGUGACGAUGACUUGA
Molecule: messenger RNA, 777 nt
Organism: Micromonas pusilla CCMP1545
Lineage: Eukaryota; Viridiplantae; Chlorophyta; Mamiellophyceae; Mamiellales; Mamiellaceae
Exons: 3
Coding region: 1-777 (258 amino acids)
Biological process (GO): phospholipid metabolic process
Molecular function (GO): phosphatidate phosphatase activity
Source: RefSeq, a predicted model, not a curated record